Molecule: messenger RNA, 2826 nt
Organism: Prorocentrum cordatum
Lineage: Eukaryota; Dinophyceae; Prorocentrales; Prorocentraceae
Source: the annotation of a GenBank genome assembly
GUCGACGUGGAAAGCAAUUUUGGGGUAGAUCAAUUCUGUAGUCGAUCCCCCAGUCGAAUCAAGGGAGCGUGGAUUAGCGACGGGUCCCGGUUCAAUGUGGAAUCGCAGAUUCCCGCAGCAGAGCGAGGCAGCACCGGCCGCAUUUUGGGGAGGGCAUUGCCCUGGAGUCAUGGAUUUGGCGACCGCGACCCAAAUCCAUGGAUCGCUAAUCCAUGUUUGCGCACUCCCGAGAGGAGGCCGUCCUGGUGCUCGGCUUCCCGGGGCUGCUCUGGCUGAAGGCUCUGAGGUGCAUCGUGCUGCCGAUGAUCGUGCUCUCCAUGGUCCAAUCCUGGAGAGCCAAGAGGAGAAACAACUCGCGGGCGGAACGCAUGUCUACAUCCGCGGCCUCGCGAGCCGGACCCCUGGGCCGCCUACGUCUCCGCGGGAUCGCUCCCCAGAUCAAGCAGCGGCGAAGCGUCUUGUAUUUUGUUCGUGCCGCCGUUUGAAAGAAUUGGUUUCGAGGGAUGUUGGCUGUCCGGGUCUAGCGUGUCCGGGUCUACGGGGCCCUGAUAUCCGCUCGGAGUUCCUGAAGUUUUUGCUUAUGAAGUCCUCUUGGUUCUCCUAAGUCGAUGGUCAUGCUGAAGACUCUGCCGGGGGCCAGGACCAUAGGGAUCGUUGUUGUUGGGCUCUACUCGUUCACGUCGUUGUGUGCUGCGAUUGUGGGUUGCACGGUGUCUGUGCUUGUCUUGCAGCCUCUCAUGGGCGACGUCAGCCAUUUAGACACGGAUGACCAAGUCGUGCCAGAUCUUGCCGAAUUCACGACAUUGGAGAGCAUCCUGAACAUAUUCGAUGGGCUCGUUCCUGAGAAUUUGGUUCUGGAUGCCGCCGACGACCGCCUCCUUCCAGUCAUUGUCGCCUCGAUCAUAUUUGGACUGCUGGUCAAGGAUAAGAAUGAGGACGGGACCCUAUCAACGACCCUGGUGGUGGUUCAAGAAUUAAGCGAUGUGGUGGUGAGAGUCGUAACUACAGUGAUGAUGCUGGCACCUUUGGGAGCUGGCAGCUUGGUGUUCGCUGCAGCGACGAGAUUGGACUUCGCAAAGACAGGUUUCGUCGUCAUCGCAUUUGUGCUUUCUGUCACGAUCGGGCUCGGAUUUCAAUUCUUUGUCGUCUAUCCGACUUUGAUAACCUGCUUAGCGAUGCGAAAUCCGAUGAGGUACGUGCUCGGUAUCACUCCAGCUCUCCUGACUGCGUUUGGGACCUCGUCGUCAGCUGCCGCCCUUCCAGUCACCCAGCAGUGCAGCAUCGAGAGGAACAACAUCCCGCCACACAUUGCCAAGUUCGUACUAAGCUUGGGCGCCACGAUCAACAUGGACGGGACUGUCCUCUACCUAAUCUGAGCAGUCUUCUUCAUCGGCACCAUCGAAGGAGUGACGUUCGGCUUCGGCAAGGUCGCCACGAUGGUCGUGUUGGCGAUGUUUUGCUCUCUGGGUACCGCUCCUGUCCCGAGCGCGAGCCUCGUGCUUCUCGCCACAAUUAUGACGAGCGUGGGUGUCCCGAUCACCAUGACUUUCGGCCUCAUCUGGGCAGUGGACUGGCUGCUUGACAGGAUGCGCACGGUAGUCAAUGUUGCCGGGGACGGGUCGGUGGCGGCCGUCGUGGAUAGACGUUAUUGGCAUGAGGAUGGCGAUGUUGAGCUCAGCGAUUCUAGCGUUGAUGAUCGCUUCGAGGCCGAGUGACAAAAGCUCGGAUGUUGGGAUGGUCUCGCCCCGACGUUGCUGUAGGCUUGUCGUCGGCUGCCUGCGGCAAUCCUCGCACCGCGUCAGCGCAUCAUCGCAGGUUGAAAGGUUGCAAAUCAAAACCGAAGUUUUCGGCCUUUGGCUUGCGCCAUAGUUGUCGAAAGGCCAAACUGGUCCCAGCGCGGUUUUCAAACGGCGUGCGCAGUAUGUGGGGGCUCGCCUUCGGAAAAUUGCUGAAGGUUUCCACGGGAAGUAAGACUCGACUACACGUAAGAGUCAUCCUUCACCUGAGUGACCUUGGGUUCGGGCUCACCGGGGCCCCCCGAUCGCCGAGCGCGAUGCCAUAGUAGCGGCCUGCGCGCACCCAAAAAAGCCGCGCACCAAAGGUCACUCCUGCACAGAGACACUCUUGCGCGUAGCCGAAAGAAGUACUCUAAUUCGACCCAAGGUGUCGCAGACGCGGCGGAUUGCGAGCCACGCUCGCUGCCAGUGGCAGCGCUGUGCUUCUGCUUGUGUCCGUCGCAGUGGCUUGCCGCACUUGGGCGCCCACUCAGCCUGUGGGUGCUCGUCUUGGCGAAGUGCUUCCUGCAGCAGGAUGCUGUGCGUCAAGGAUGUGCCCGGCUGAGCUGUUGUUGUUUUUACGGGCGCGAGCUCUCAUCUCCAUCCAUUGGUGAUCGCCGUGCGCUGCACACCGAUGUUGUGCAGCCUCGCUGAAUUUCAGGUGGCAGCAUUUGAGAACAACAAUUUUCUGUGGAGAACAUCGAGGUUCCAAUUCCUGCCCCGUCGGGGGGAGGGCAGGGGGGCGCUUCAUUCAGACACGACAGUAAUCAGAUGUUCUCUGAAUCGGAACUGAGCGUCGUGCAUUUUUGUCAUUUGGCUCGCACAGCACAGUGGCUGACAGCUGUGCCUGCCGUUGCCAGGCGCGAAAGGUGCCCGUUGAACCACACGAGUUCCUCGUUCUUGGACCGUCGUCUUUGUACAGUUACGCUGCCGAGAGCAAAAACCUGCGUGGACUCACACUCCUCCACCUCAACCUUCCAUAUACUUUCCGACCUCCUCGGAGAGUGCGGAAUAAGUCAUCGAAGCGCAUGGAAAUUGUACGCCGUUCAAG